Hirsutella rhossiliensis is the source of this 1272-nucleotide messenger RNA. Its product is annotated as poly A polymerase head domain-containing protein. The record is from RefSeq and is a predicted model, not a curated record. Gene Ontology annotation, biological process: tRNA 3'-terminal CCA addition. Lineage: Eukaryota; Fungi; Ascomycota; Sordariomycetes; Hypocreales; Ophiocordycipitaceae. The transcript has 5 exons. The coding region runs from base 1 to 1272 and encodes 423 amino acids. Gene Ontology annotation, molecular function: RNA binding; ATP:3'-cytidine-cytidine-tRNA adenylyltransferase activity.
AUGGAGCCUCAGACAAAGAGAAUCAAGGUCGACUCAGUCCAAGAGGAGCCGAUGGCGACAAAAGGGAGGGUAAUUGAUUUGCUCCCCGCCGAACAGCUUCUGCGUGAGCUCUUGCUCGAAUGCGCACAGCAUUUCCCGGGCCUCGAGAUCUGGAUCACGGGUGGCUGGGUUCGUGACCGCUUGCUCGGCAUACCUUCCUCAGACCUCGAUUUUGCACUGAGCAACGUUACGGGAAGGAGAUUUGGCCAGUUACUAGAGGAUCUGUCUGCCAGAACAGAGAUUGAAGCCAACUAUCGCCAGAAAGCAGCUGCAAACGAUAAGAAGGCCAAGAAGCUAGAAACGGCCGGCGGGAAACUAUUUGGUCUGGAUAUCGACUUAGUAAAUCUCCGCAAAGAGGUCUACGACGGCCACAGCCGGACCCCUGAGAUGGAGUUUGGCACCCCAGAGGAAGAUGCUUUCCGACGCGAUGCUACGAUCAAUUCUCUAUUCUUUCAUCUGGGGAAGCAGGAAGUUGUCGAUCUCACGGGCAGAGGCCUCGAAGAUCUAGAUGCGAAAAUCAUGAGGACGCCUCUCGACCCGCGCCAAACCUUUAUGGACGAUCCACUACGCGUACUGCGGCUUAUUCGUGUUGGACUAUCCAAUUCAUCGCCAUGGCCAGCCACUUGGCCGCAGGCCUCUGGGCUUCUCGGCCGCCUCCUAAAGGACGACAGCAUUCUGUGCAAAAUGAUUCAAUAUGAGGCGAACGCCGAUUAUCUCUGGACCAUGGCUGCGUACACCCCAUUUGCUGGGCUACGACAGGCUAUGCUCCGACAGAUAGUCGACGAGGCGACGAUGGCCAUCCGAGCCCCCGCCAAGAUAUCUAAACUUUUUGAGAGCGCACUGAAGAAUUUCGAUUCGAUUCGUACCAUCGUGGACACCAUCGCCCUUCAAUCGGAGAAAUCUCCUCCGCGGAGCCGUAUAGGCAUGGCCAUUCGCUCCUGGGGCGCAACGUGGACCACGCAGGUAACGUACGUCAUGCUAGCCGAAGCCGUUUAUGCUGCGCAGACGUCGUCUUCACUAGUGACUUCGGGAAGCAGCCCCUCGUUGGACGAGCCGCUACUCACUAGGUACUCGGCCUUUGCCGGUUUCAAGGGUGGCCAAUUUCUCAAGACGGCACUUGAUGGCCUUUUGGCGUGGCAGUUCGAUCAUGCUGAGAGCGGGAUUGAGGACGCCAAAAUGUGGCUUCUUGAUCGGCGGGAGAGUUUGGGAAUCCCUUCAGGUGGUGGAUGGUAA